Fonsecaea multimorphosa CBS 102226 is the source of this 840-nucleotide messenger RNA. RefSeq lists its product as uncharacterized. Gene Ontology annotation, cellular component: spliceosomal complex. Lineage: Eukaryota; Fungi; Ascomycota; Eurotiomycetes; Chaetothyriales; Herpotrichiellaceae. Gene Ontology annotation, biological process: mRNA processing; regulation of mRNA splicing, via spliceosome. Gene Ontology annotation, molecular function: RNA binding. Bases 1 to 840 code for a protein of 279 amino acids. The transcript is spliced from 5 exons. The record is from RefSeq and is a predicted model, not a curated record.
AUGGCCACAGCAGUUGACCAGAAACUGCUUCGGCAGACCAAGUUUCCCCCCGAAUUCAACCAGAAGGUUGACAUGAAGAAGGUCAACAUCGAGGUCAUGAAAAAAUGGAUUGCAGGCAAGAUCUCCGAAAUACUUGGCUCCGAGGAUGACGUGGUUAUCGAGCUUUGCUUCAACUUGCUCGAGGGUUCGCGUUUCCCUGACAUCAAAGCGCUCCAAAUCUCGCUCACCGGAUUUCUUGACAAGGAUACCCCCAAAUUCUGCAAGGAAUUGUGGAACUUGUGCCUGAGUGCGCAGUCAAAUCCGCAGGGUGUUCCGAAGGAAUUACUCGAAGCCAAGAAGUUGGAACUGAUACAAGAAAAGAUCGACGCCGAGAAAGCCGCUUUGGAGGCUAAAAACAAAAGAGACCAGGAACAAGCUCAGGAGCGGGAUAUCGAUUCCAUUCGACAGCGCGAGCGGGCCGAGCGUGGCCGUGGUCGCCGCGGUGGCGGUCGUGGCGGACGAGGAUAUGACACGCGACCUCCGAGAUACUCGAGGUCUCCUCCACGUCGCAGAAGGCAGAGGUGGUCGGGACACUGGCCGAGGACGUUCGUUGACCAGGUCUCCCUCGUCUCCACCGUCUCGCUCGCCUUCGUCGCCGCGUUCGCGUCGUGCUGGCCGAUCCGCGUCAAAAUCCAGAUCCACAUCGAGAUCCAGAUCCAGGUCGAAGACAGCGCCAUAUUCACGGAGCCCAUCACCGGCACCCAGAACAGCACGGGAUUCAAGAAGCAAGAGUCGAUCCAAGUCACCUGCGCGGAGGGGAGCAGGCAGGCUAAGAAGAACAAGUUCCGAAUCACCCGGUGA